AUGGAUGAUUCAAAGAAGAACUCCGUUCCUUUUCAUGUUGGAACCAUGUUACACAGUGGGCAGUUUCCUGCAAAUCAACAUGAGGUAAAGGAGAUGAAAAGCAAACCUUAUCAGCAGGCAGUCGGCAGCUUAAUGUUUGCAGCAAUUGUCUCACAGCCAGGCAUCAUGUUUGCUAGGAGCAUGGUGAGCAGAUUUUUACAUAAUCUGGGUCUCGAUCAUUUGCAUGUUGUUAAAAGGAUUAUGAAGUAUCUACAGCAGACCAGGGACCUGACCAUAAGGUACAAAGCUGACUCUACUGGACUGGUAUUCUACUCAGAUGCCGACUUUGCUGGUGUCUUUGACACUUGCAAGCCAACAACAGGCUAUGUGAGCUUGUUAACAGGUAGGCCUGUGACAACGUGUUCACAUCAGCAGAAAUAUGUAAGCAGAUCAACAAUGGACGCUGAAUACAUAGCAGCUUUAGAUGCUGCUGCUGAACUUGUUUGGUUGCAUAGUUUUUUCAAUGAAUUUGGUUUUCAGUGA
Messenger RNA from Schistocerca serialis cubense, 522 nucleotides. RefSeq lists its product as uncharacterized. The coding region runs from base 1 to 522 and encodes 173 amino acids. NCBI's taxonomy places the organism in Eukaryota, Metazoa, Arthropoda, Insecta, Orthoptera, Acrididae. The record is from RefSeq and is a predicted model, not a curated record. The transcript has a single exon.